AUGAAUCCCACAGUGUUUGAUGAGGAUGACACUUGGGGCUUGGUGACUGUUGCAAAGGCUCCGUUGUUAACUGAGGAAAUGAUAUCCCGAACAAAUGAUAUAGAAGGAGAAAUUGAGGGGUUUCGACAACUCCUUUGCGCCAUGUAUUCAACGCCCUAUACCAUCAAGGAUUUUGAAGAGCUAUCAACACUUACUCGCAUUGCAGACUUCUACUGCGCUCUUCCGAUAGUUUCAGCCACCCUCACUGGCGCGCUUAUUGAUAGCCCUAUAUUUUUGAAACGAGAAGUUGAAGAUCCAUCUGCCUGCACAAAGGAUCAGCUAGCGGAGGAUUAUGACUCUAUGAUUUUCCUCGCGCAGAAGCUUAGAAAUCCCAUUCUCUUCCGUGAGUGUCUAGUUCACAUCGUAGCCAAUUGGAAGGAUAAAGAUAAUUUCAAGUUUCAUCGUACUCGAAAUGAUAAAACUAUCAGUUGUUCAAUCAAAUCAAAGUUUUGA
This is a messenger RNA of Botrytis porri, 492 nucleotides long. RefSeq lists its product as uncharacterized. The record is from RefSeq and is a predicted model, not a curated record. Lineage: Eukaryota; Fungi; Ascomycota; Leotiomycetes; Helotiales; Sclerotiniaceae. The coding region runs from base 1 to 492 and encodes 163 amino acids. The transcript is spliced from 3 exons.